This is a messenger RNA of Lolium perenne, 1194 nucleotides long. RefSeq lists its product as uncharacterized. The record is from RefSeq and is a predicted model, not a curated record. Lineage: Eukaryota; Viridiplantae; Streptophyta; Magnoliopsida; Poales; Poaceae.
CCAGAGCUAGCGAGCUAGACAGUGAGCGGAGCUGCAGCCUGCCAGCCCCCACCUUGUGCAGCACAUCACACUCCUCGAUCUCUCCGUCCGUCGCACUCUCCUCCUCCACCAACAUGGCCGGCAAGGACAUCGCCGCGAUGGCCACCACCCGGCCCAAGAGCGUGGCGCGGCGGCUGUGGCGCGUGGUGCGCGCCGUGCUCUUCAUGCUGCGCCGCGGCGUGCUGCCGACCGGCCGCAAGCUGGCCAUGGACCUCAGCCUCCUCCUCCGCCGCGGCAAGAUCGCCGGCAAGGCCCUCGGCGGCCUCGUCAGCUUCAACCACCAGCACCACCACCACCACAGCGGUGGCCUCAUCUCUUCGGCGAGGUCGUCCUUCUCCUCCUCGUGCCGCGCGCUCGACCCGGCGCUCGCGGUGCACGAGCCCUCGCGCAGCCGCCGCGAGGUCGAGUUCAGCUGCAGCAACACCCCGUUCUCCGCCGCCGCCAAGGGCCGCGGCCACCACCACCGCGACGCCGACGAGGACGCCUGGUACUACGGCAACUACGACGCCGCCGACGUCGCCAAGGUCUUCGAGAUGCUCAAUGACGGCGGCCGCCUCUUCGACGACGACGGCGACGACGCGCUCCUAGCGGUGGCGCCGGCCACCGACACGCCGUCUCCCGCGCCGCGGUACUCGUCCAGGAAGCUGCGCGUCACCGACUCGCCGUUCGCGACGAGCGACAGCGACUCAGCGGGCGAGCAGCAGCAGGUGGACAGGAAGGCUGACGAGUUCAUCAGGAGGUUCUACGACCAGCUGCGCGCGCAGAGGAGCCGCGCCGCCACGCCGGACAGCUACGGCUACGCCGCCGGCUCGUACGCCGGGCACUCUCCACGGCCGGUCGCCGCUGGCAUCGCUUAAUCAAGAUCCUUGGCUUAGAGGAGGGAGCGCGAGGCGGCCAGCGGUCGCCCGGCCGGCAGGAGAGAGCGCCUAGGCAUGCCGCAUGCACAAGUCUCUCUACGUUCACGCUUGUCCUUGUACUACACGAGUACAUUUUGAUGUUUAAUUAAGAGAGAUUUUGCUGUCUUCCCCGUGGAGGCUUCAAGGAUCUUGCACAAGCUGUCGUUGAUUCUUGGCCCGCUUCCAUGAAUCCUUCAUGUUUAGAUUUGGAUUUUGUAAGCUUUCUAAGGCUCUAAUUCAAGAAACUAUCAUCCACUUA